AUGCCUCCAAAGAAGCAGUUAUUAUCUACCGGUGCUGAUGAAUCUACUAGCAGAUAUUUUAAAAGUGAAAUAUCAAGUCGAAAGAAGCCAGUUCGAAAAUUAUCGGCAGUUACACACGAUGAAUCUGAAGGAGAAAUGCACACUGAAAAUGAAGUAAAAGCAAAGAAACCACGGAAAAAAUUAACAAUUGAAGUGACCGAUGGCCCAAUUGAUCAAGAAAAUAAAAUAACAAAAUGGGAACCACCACAUUGGACAGAACAUUGGAAAAAUAUCCUUCAGAUGAGAAUCAUCAACAAACAUUUAGAGCCAAAAGGAUGUGAUACAAUUGGUGAAACAAUCACUAAUGACAAGAUUCGUCGUUUUCAUGUAUUAGUUAGUUUAAUGUUAUCUAGUCAAACAAAAGAUACCAUAACUAUACCAGCAAUGGAUCGUCUUCGAGAUGCAGGUUUAACCAUUCAGUAUAUUUUGGAUAUCUCAGAUGAUGAAUUAGGACGAAUUAUUUAUCCAGUUGGAUUUUGGAGACGAAAAGUUCAAUAUUUGAAAGAAACAUGUAAAAUUCUUCAUAAAAAAUAUGAUGAUGAUAUUCCGGAUACAUUAGAGGGUUUAUGUUCAUUGCCAGGCGUUGGUCCCAAGAUGGCCUAUUUAACAAUGGAUUUUGCCUGGAAAAAUAACGUAGGAAUUGGUGUCGACGUACACGUUCAUCGAAUAGUAAAUCGUCUUCAAUGGGUUGAAAAACCAACAAAAACACCUGAACAAACACGUCUGGCAUUAGAAUCAUGGAUACCAAGGUAUGACUAUAUUGAUCCAAUCUCAUGA
This is a messenger RNA of Didymodactylos carnosus, 816 nucleotides long. The record is from the annotation of a GenBank genome assembly. NCBI's taxonomy places the organism in Eukaryota, Metazoa, Rotifera, Eurotatoria, Philodinida, Philodinidae.